Molecule: messenger RNA, 581 nt
Organism: Passer montanus (Eurasian tree sparrow)
Lineage: Eukaryota; Metazoa; Chordata; Aves; Passeriformes; Passeridae
Product: glutamate receptor ionotropic, kainate 4-like
Exons: 7
Cellular component (GO): membrane
Molecular function (GO): glutamate-gated receptor activity
Source: RefSeq, a predicted model, not a curated record
UUCCAGGAGAACCCGUACGUGAUGCGCGUGGGCGGCGCGGGCGGCCCCGAGCGCUACGAGGGGUUCUGCGUGGACAUGCUGCGCGAGCUGGCGGCGCUGCUCAAGUUCCGCUUCCACAUCAAGCUGGUGGAGGACGGGCUCUACGGGGCGCCCGAGCCCAACGGCUCCUGGACCGGCAUGGUGGGCGAGCUCAUCAACCGGGAGCCCAACGGCUCCUGGACCGGCAUGGUGGGCGAGCUCAUCAACCGGGAGCCCAACGGCUCCUGGACCGGCAUGGUGGGCGAGCUCAUCAACCGGGGUGAGGUGAGGCUCCUGGACCGGCAUGGUGGGCGAGCUCAUCAACCGGGGAAAAAUCCCAUAAGGAAAUCCCAUAAGGAGCCCAACGGCUCCUGGACCGGCAUGGUGGGCGAGCUCAUCAACCGGGAGCCCAACGGCUCCUGGACCGGCAUGGUGGGCGAGCUCAUCAACCGGGGCCGCAAGCCGGGGUAUUUCUCCUUCCUAGACCCCUUCUCGCCGGCCGUGUGGCUCUUCAUGCUCCUGGCCUACCUGGCCGUCAGCUGCGUGCUCUUCCUGGCCGCCAG